This is a messenger RNA of Manihot esculenta (cassava), 3166 nucleotides long. RefSeq names its product phosphate transporter PHO1 homolog 3. The record is from RefSeq and is a predicted model, not a curated record. Gene Ontology annotation, cellular component: trans-Golgi network; plasma membrane; Golgi apparatus. Bases 418 to 2904 code for a protein of 828 amino acids. Gene Ontology annotation, biological process: cellular response to phosphate starvation; phosphate ion transport. Gene Ontology annotation, molecular function: inositol hexakisphosphate binding. Lineage: Eukaryota; Viridiplantae; Streptophyta; Magnoliopsida; Malpighiales; Euphorbiaceae. The transcript is spliced from 9 exons.
GCCACCUUAUGGUGGUGAUUUCAAUUGGUCCUCUUCUCUCUUUUGCCUGGUCCACCGCGUGUCUGCUCUUUCUUUCUUUGUUCCUUUGUUCCUCUCUUUCAAUUUGGAAAGGUAUUGCGAUUGUAUUCACCUGAACAUUCAGGGAAACCACCUGACCCUAAUGUGAAACUAAAACCAUCUGAUAAAAAACCUUCAAAGUGUCAGGUAUGCAAGAAUAGGUCUCUGUGUGUGUUUGUAUAUAUAGAGGGAUACAGCCUACACAAUAGAACCUAUCAGCAAAGGUUGCUUUCUUUAUUGUCAUUGUCUUAUCCUUUGCUCAUUUUCUCAAGCAUAUCAAUCCAAGCCAAGAGCUCACAUUCUUCAAAAGCAACCUUACUAUCAACCCAUUUUGUUUCUUUUGUAUUAUACCUACCGAAAAUGAAGUUUGGGAAAGAGUUCAAAGCCCAAAUGGUCCCAGAAUGGCAGGAAGCAUACAUGGAUUAUGAUUUUCUGAAAACCCUUUUGAAAGAGAUUCAAAGAUUCAAGCAAAGAAACAAACCACCAGCCACCCCAGGUAGUGGCCUGAAGAGAAAGCUAACUCUGUAUAGAGCUUUCAGUGGCUUAACGCAGAGAAACAACCACAACCCUGAGAGCCCUUCUUCUUCUGACAUCGAAAGCCAAGCCAUUUUGGUUAAUUCUGUUAACCGUGAUGGCUCUCAAAACUAUGAGACUACUUUCCUUAUGUCUUCAGAUGAAGGAGGAGAGUAUGAGCUGGUGUAUUUUAGAAGGCUUGACGAUGAGCUAAAUAAGGUGAACAAGUUUUAUAAGGAUAAAGUUGAAGAGGUAAUGAAGGAAGCUGCCAUGUUAAAUACUCAAAUGGAUGCUUUGAUUGCUUUUAGGAUCAAAGUGGAGAAUCCUACUGGCUGGUCUGAUAGGACAGGUGAUAUGACUCGUCUUGCUUCUGAUGUUGCAGCUUCUGCUGCUACAUUGGCAGCUUCCACUCCUUCUGGAGCUAGAGCAACCAGAAGAGUUCAUAUAUUGGAUUCAAUUGAAGAAGGUCCAGGCCUGCAUGACGAUGAACAAUCCGUCAAGUCAACAGAUGACAGAGAGGAGGAGAACGGUGGCAUUAAGGUAGAAGCAGUGGAGAAGCAGAAGCAAAAGAAAGUUAGAGGCACUAGACCAGCUCCUUUGGAGAUACUAAACCAUGUGAAAAUGAACAACACACUUGCGACUCCUCGCUCCACCAUUAAAGGCUUCCUCAAAGUUCCCCAUAAUACAGAACUGAAAUUCACAAGAGAAAAUCUUAGGAGAGUUGAAGAGCAACUCAAGCGUGCUUUCGUUGAGUUUUACCAAAAGCUUCGGCUCCUUAAGAGUUACAGCUUCUUGAAUACAUUAGCUUUUUCGAAAAUCUUGAAGAAGUAUGAUAAGAUUACUUCAAGAGGUGCUUCGAAAUCUUACAUGAAAAUGGUGGACAACUCCUACCUUGGCAGCUCCGAUGAGGUAACAAAAGUCAUGGAAAGGGUUGAAGCUACAUUCAUUAAGCAUUUCUCAAACUCAAAUCGGAGCAAGGGAAUGAGCAUCUUAAGACCAACAGCGAAAAGAGAAAGGCACAGGACAACAUUCUCUACGGGUAAAAUUUCUGUUGAUAUCACAACUGCUUUGCUUAAUUACAUGAAAAUUUCACAUAUUCAUUGGUGUUGUAUUAAUCCCUUCUAUUGGAAAAGUUCAGGUUUUUUCUCUGGCUGCACGGCAGCUCUCAUAAUAGCCCUUGUUUUGAUCAUACGUGCCCGCAAUAUCAUGGAUAAGCCAGGGAAAGAAGCAUACAUGAAAACCAUGUUUCCUCUUUACAGCUUGUUUGGGUUCAUUGUCCUGCACUUGCUAAUGUAUGCUGCUAAUAUAUACUUCUGGAGGCGAUACAGAGUGAAUUAUUCCUUCAUAUUUGGAUUCAAACGAGGAACAGAAAUGGGCUAUCGACAAGUUCUCCUCGUUGGUUUUGUUGUUGCGGUGCUAGCACUGAUCAGUGUUCUCUCAAAUCUCGACAUGGAGAUGGACCCUAAAACAAAACAAUAUAAGCAAUUUACAGAACUUCUCCCUCUCUUCCUGGUUAUACUUCUCCUUGUUCUGCUGUUCUUGCCAUUCAAUGUCCUAUACCGCUCAGCUCGCUUCUUCCUUCUCACAUGUCUCUUUCACUGUAUUGCAGCUCCUCUCUACAAGGUUGCACUCGCUGAUUUCUUCUUGGCAGAUCAACUGACCAGCCAAGUACAAGCCAUCAGAAGUCUGGAGUUCUACAUCUGCUACUAUGGUUGGGGAGACUAUAAACGCAGAGAAAACACUUGCAAAACAAGUGGUGUAUACAACACAUUCUACUUCAUCGUUGCUGUGAUUCCAUACUGGGCCCGUCUUCUUCAGUGUCUCCGGCGUUUGUUUGAAGAGAAAGAUCCAAUGCAAGGGUACAAUGGAUUGAAGUAUUUCGUAACAAUAGUAGCUGUCUCCCUGAGGACAGCUUACAGUCUCAGCAAAGGGACUGCUUGGCAAGUUAUUGCUUGGGUUUUUUCAGUAAUAGCAGCAAUCUCUGGUACAUACUGGGAUCUAGUUAUUGACUGGGGACUUCUUCAGCGCCAUUCCAAGAACCGCUGGCUGAGAGACAAACUCCUUGUCCCUAACAAAAUUGUAUACUAUGUAGCCAUAGUCUUGAAUGUGCUGCUGAGGUUUGCUUGGUUGCAGACUGUCUUGAAUUUCAGAUUCUUUUCUUUACACAGAGAAACUUCAAUAGCCAUUGUUGCUAGUCUUGAGAUCAUUCGACGUGGCAUAUGGAAUUUCUUCAGGUUGGAGAAUGAGCAUCUGAACAAUGUAGGAAAAUAUCGUGCAUUCAAAUCCGUACCACUACCUUUCAACUAUGACGAGGACGAUGACAAAGAUGAAUAGCUACCCUUUUAUUUUAUAAGCAUUAGGUGAAACUGGAGAAUAUAACACAUCAAGCUAAGAAAAAUUUAAUUUGAAAUCUGACGGUGUUCAUAAUUUUUGACAGCAACAGAUAUAAAAAUAAAAAAAAAUGGAAAAGGGUAUGUAUUAUUUUUGUAGGGGCGGCAGAAGAAGUGGUUAUGUGAAAUUGUAUAUUGAACCCAAUUUUCCAAAUGAUUUGUAUUCUUUAUUCUAUUAUUUUGAUUUUUGGUUUCUCUUGGAUUUA